GUGCCUUUGUAUGUUUGUAUUGUCUGUUUCUUAGGAGAUCAAAGUAUCUGAGGUUCUUUGAGGUUCUUUUAACUCAGCUGGUGAGGACAAGCAGAGCACUAUGGACAGCAGCAACUCAAGCAGAAUCAACCAGACAGAUUAUGACUAUAAAAAUUUGUAUAUAGUUUUUUGUCUGCAAUGUUUUAAUGAGCUGAAGAAUUCUAUGACAGAGAUUUCUCUGGUCUUCUACUACCUGACCUUGAUCCUCGGCAUUCCUGGAAAUGCAUUUGUCAUGUAUGUUGCUGGAUUGAAGAUGAAGAGGACUGUUAAUACAGUAGGGUUUCUCAAUCUAGCGAUUGCUGACCUCUUGUGCUGUCUUUCCACUAUUCAUCAUAUUACCAAGAAAGCUUUUGAUUACUGGCCAUACGGAUCCAUAAUGUGCAAAAUAUUCCCCUUCAUUAUGCUCAUCACCAUGUUUGCCAGCGUUUUCACACUGAGCUUGAUUAGUCUGGAUCGGUUUACUCAGGUGAUCACACCGGUUUGGGCUCAGAAUCAUCGCAGCUUGUUCAUCGCACGACUGGCCUGUGUAUCGGCUUGGAUUCUGGCUUCAAUUCUCAGUCUGCCUUUUAUGAUGUUAACCAAGUUUUACACAAAAAACAAUGGCACAUACUGCCUGUUUCAUAAAUUUGAUGAAUAUAGUGUAAUAUUGUAUGGAAGGUUAACCAUCAUCAGAUUUGUGUUUGGCUUUUUGGUUCCUCUCAUAUGCAUCACAACAUGCUACGGAUUUAUCGCACGCAAGUUAGGCAGGAGUCAUUUUCACUCUGGACGAACAUUUCGCAUCAUGUUUGCUGUAAUUGUGGCCUUUUUUCUGUGCUGGUUGCCAUAUCACAUUUUACAUUUGAUAAUAGUGUACGGAAAGAUAUCCAGUUUGUAUGUGGUUUCAGGAGUGUAUCCGUUCUCCGUCUCUUUUGCGUAUUUCAACAGCUGUCUGAACCCCAUUCUGUAUGUUUUCAUGGGGCAGGAUUUUAAAAGCAAUGUUAAACUUUCUCUAAGACGUGUUUUUGAAAGAGUUUUCACUGAGGAGGGAACACAAGCAUCACGAUCCACACAGCCACAACACACACACUCAGUGUAGUGAAGAUAUCAGAACAUUUAUUCAGAGAUUUCUGAUUUAUUUUUUAACUAUAUUAACUAUUCUAUUUUAACUAUUAUCUAUUUUCUAAAUUCAUCAACUCAA
Carassius auratus (goldfish) is the source of this 1216-nucleotide messenger RNA. Its product is annotated as C3a anaphylatoxin chemotactic receptor-like. The transcript is spliced from 2 exons. The coding region runs from base 101 to 1114 and encodes 337 amino acids. The record is from RefSeq and is a predicted model, not a curated record. Lineage: Eukaryota; Metazoa; Chordata; Actinopteri; Cypriniformes; Cyprinidae. Gene Ontology annotation, biological process: phospholipase C-activating G protein-coupled receptor signaling pathway; positive regulation of cytosolic calcium ion concentration; inflammatory response. Gene Ontology annotation, molecular function: complement component C5a receptor activity; G protein-coupled receptor activity. Gene Ontology annotation, cellular component: plasma membrane.